GAUUAUCACUAGCUGCUUCUUGAGGCAGUGGAUCCAAUGUGAAUCUUCUCUUCGAGUCUUACUGGUCAUAUCACGUGAAAUCGGAGGUCGUGAUGCUUUAGUGCGGACUUCGCUAUCAAAUCCGAUCUUUCCUCCGAACCAUUCUAGAGAUAUAAACCACAGUCGAAAUCAUCAACAUAUCUUACACUGCAACUCAUUCUCAUUCCAUUUCAAUCCAGCUUUUCCCCAUUCCACUAUCAUCAUGUCCUCUCCAUCCACCCUAGCCGUCAUCAGUCAAAGCGGCGAAUCCCUCAGCUUCUUCAACAACAACACCGGCGAACUCACCGGCCGCCUGGAAAACCUACCUGCAGAGCCUCACGACUUGGCUUAUGACAGUCCUCGAAACCUGCUCUACGUUAGCCACACCUAUAGCCACGGGCACUACUUCGCCCACGGCUCCAUCUGCAACACCAUCAGCAUCAUCGACGCCACGACCAAAAAAGUAACCGAUACCAUCGACCUCAGCCCCUUCGGCGGCCCCCACGGCCUCAGCAUCUCGCCCGACAACAGCAUCCUCUACGCAACCGUCGAAACCGGCUUCCCAACCGGCGGCCUCGUCGGGAUCGAUCUCGCGUCUCGCGCGGUCGUGAAGAGCAUCCCCUGCGACGGCCGCGCGCACUGGUUCACGCUGACGCCGGACGGCAAAAAGGCCUACACGAGCAACAUGACCAGCCCCUUCGUCUCAGUCUUGGACCUCGAGCGCGAGCAGCUCGCCAAGAAGAUCCCGGUCACGGGAAGCAACCAGGGCGCGGUGAGCCGCGAUGGCCGCUUCGCGUACUUCCCGACGCCGAGCGCGCAGAUGAAGCUGGAGGUCCCGCCGACGAUCGAAGUCGUGGACACGAGCACGGACGAGAUCGUGAAGACGGUGCCGUUCGACGAGGGCAUCUUGGCCGUGCAUGUCACGGCGCGGAGGAAGAUCCUCGUGGCGGUGUAUCGGCUGGAGGAGGGCGCGUCGGCGGCGGCGCUGAAGCCGAGGCCCGGGCGGCUGGUGGUGCUGGACGCGACGUCGUUGGAGAGGGUUGGGGAGGUGGAGGUUGGGAAGUUUCCGCUAGCGCUGAAGUCGUCGCCGGAUGGGUUGACGGGGUAUGUCGCGAAUGUGUUUGGGGGCACGGUUACGGUUGUUGAUUUGGCGGAGAUGGCGGUGAGGAGGACGAUAGAGGUUGAUACGACGCCGAGGGCGGAUAAGGCGUUUCAUCAGGGAGCACAUGGGAUGGCCCUUAUUUGAGGAUACCUCGAGGAUUGGCUCUCUUCUUAUGAGAGCGUUAUGGAGCAUGUUGUAAAGUUAGGCAAGUAGGUACGAAUCACGGCACUUAUAUACCCAAACGAUCUUUCUAGAUAGAGCAUGAGUGUCAUUAUAAGAAUGUAUUGAUCAUAGCGAGUAUGUGUCGCGGGUAUCUAGUAUAUGUAA
Molecule: messenger RNA, 1447 nt
Organism: Mytilinidion resinicola
Lineage: Eukaryota; Fungi; Ascomycota; Dothideomycetes; Mytilinidiales; Mytilinidiaceae
Product: putative surface layer protein
Exons: 1
Coding region: 242-1264 (340 amino acids)
Molecular function (GO): protein binding
Source: RefSeq, a predicted model, not a curated record